Molecule: messenger RNA, 5114 nt
Organism: Lytechinus pictus (painted urchin)
Lineage: Eukaryota; Metazoa; Echinodermata; Echinoidea; Temnopleuroida; Toxopneustidae
Product: peptidyl-prolyl cis-trans isomerase G-like
Exons: 10
Coding region: 119-1141 (340 amino acids)
Source: RefSeq, a predicted model, not a curated record
AAUUACUAUUUGUUGUUCGAAGACAUCGCUAGAAAACUGAUGGAGGGAAAUGUUUGAAAUUCUAGCUCUUUUGGCAUGCAAAAUUGGCUACAUUUAGUACAUUACAUUAUAAUCAGAAAUGCCUAAAGCAAAAUCAAAGAAGAGCAAGACCAAGCGUCGCCAUGAAAGCAGUAGCAGCAGCAGCUAUGAUGAUUCUAGUGAUUCUUACUCCAGCUCAGCCAGUGAAUCAGAGGAUGAUUACAGAGUAAGAAAGAAACAAAAAUCUGACACUUCUAAAAAGCAACAGAAGAAGGAUAAGAAGAAAGCAGAGAAGGAAAAAAAGAAGAAAACUAAAAAUAAAAUAAGCAAAGAAGAUUACUACAGCAAGAGUAAAGAAUUCAGAGUUUGGCUCAUGGAAGAGAAGAACAAACCGCUUGAUGAACUUUCCUCUAAGAAAUCAAAGGCAUAUUUCAAAAAGUUUGUGAAAAAAUGGAACUCUGGCAAAUUACUGAAGAAAUAUUACAAAGGGAUAGACUUUGCCGAUGAGAAAGCUUCAUUAACAAAAUACAAAUGGAAGUUUUCAGGCGUUGGUCACCAACCACUGUCACGUGACUUGGAUGGUAGUAUCAGUAUGUCACCCUUCAAGACUCCACAGCCGACCAGAUUCUCUACAUUUGGGAAGAGCGCCCUCAACGAUGCUGCUGGCAGCAAGAGUGUGCCACCCGAUGCAAAGUUUAUCGGCCCUAGUCGACCUCCACCAAUAUCGCAAGUUGAGAGGGAAAACAACCAAGAAGCAGAAAGAAAGCGGUUGCAGAAAGAGAGGAAGGAUUUCAAGAGCUACAAUAAAAUGGUAAUGGACGAAUUGGCGCCCAAGGCUACCGGUCACGAGGCCAAGAUGGAGAGGAAAUACAUCCGAGCACAUGAGAGGAGGGAGAGGCAAUCUAGUCCAGGACUAGGAGUGGAGAACAAGUCUAUUAUGGGUGGACCGAGCUAUGAUGAUGUGAUGGAGAGAAGGAGGAGGAAGGCAGAGGACAAAAAGGAUAACAUGAUGCAUAAGGCCAACAUGAAAUUAACAGAAUAUCAGUUGAAAGAACAAGCUAAGAUGAAGGCUCUCUUUGACAUGGCCAAGGCUAACAAGAAUGAGAACUCCCUUUGGAAAUGAAGAGACCGGAACAAACCAGGAGGGUAAAUCGCCCCUUGAUUGACACCUGCUUGAUCCAGUACUUCCCAUUUUGUAUCAUCCCAUAUCCAAGAUCUAACCCCAUUAGACCAGUGCAACAUACACUGUACGCAUGUAUCCCAUCACUAAAAUUUUAUCUAGCAAAGGAAAAAAAUAAAAUAAAACAAGAGCGACGAACGAUUUUGUGUUCCCGUCGGCUUUGGAUGACGCUUGCACAUCCACUAGAGAGAGAGAGCAAUAUAAAGAAUAAAAUUGCAGCUAAUCAACCUAUCCAUACAUAUAUCACAAUACAGUACAUGCACCACACAAACUGCAUAACUGUCACUGUAUUAACCCUAAGAAGACAGGGGGGGCUGAUUCACGAUAAAUCCGCUGCGCGAAAUUUCUUGACCGCGUCACUCCCUGACUUUUUACUUUCAAGUCUCGCGCAACUUUUGAGACCAAAAUUGUGACCCCCGGGUACGCGGUCCCGAAAUUACACAACAUUUCGUAAGUGCAUGCAGACCCAAAAUUGCUCAAAAAUGUGAAUUUUUGUACAAAUCCAAUGCAAAUAGUGUUUUAAGCCAAAAUUCAUAAAAUGUAUCAUAUUUUUCCUUUUACUACUUAAAAUCAAUUAAUUUUAUCUUGUUUAUGGUCAAAAUAAAGUCUCCGACAAUUUCCAUUGAAAAAACAAUUUAAAAAAAAAGUCGAAAAACAAAGAAAUACAUAAGAAAUUUAGAAAACAAUAAAAUACAUAAAAAAAUAAAUGUGAUGUUGACAUUUAAAAAAAAUAAAUUUAAGCAGAUGCCUAUAAAGAGUAUGUGAAACUAAAAUUAGCGUUUAAGGGGCAUUUUUUUGUUAAUUAGAGCAAACUUUUACGCAUAAAUUAACAUAAUUAAUGAGCAAUGAGAUUUUCCGUAGAAUUUGAUAUUAUAGUUUUGUAGAUAAUUCCAUGGGUAAUGCGCGUGCCAAUUUUCGUCGCGAUCGACGGCCAAGAUCAUAAGGGGGGGCUGAAUCAGCCCCCCCCCCCCCCGUCUUCGUAGGCGUCGAAAUAGCCCAGUCUAUUUAGGGUUAAUGGUGUUACAAAUCCAUGCAAGUCGAAGCAAUUUGAACAUGAAAAUGAUUCUUGAAAACAUUUUAACAGUUGUGGAGCAUAGAAUCAUGUUGAACUUAUGAACAGCUUUAUAAAACACCACCCUGUUUUCUUGUCCUUGUAGAAAUGUGCCAUCCUUUCAUAUUCAAUGAUCACGACUUAGGUAGUUCACGAAGGAAAGUAAGAAAAUGGAUGGUCACAAAGGUUGAUUACUUUACGGAAUCGCCCGUCUGUAAGACGUUUGUAUACCAUUUUCAUAUUAUGCUGCAUAAGUUACCUUUUUCUAAGUUUAUCUAAAGCUAGUAGACUGAAAAAAAGAUAUUUUCCACAAUGUUGUCAUCAAUUUUAAUGUAGUAUUAGGAAUAUAAAUUUAUUAAAAUUACUGUGAAAUAUAUUCUUCAAGGUUUCAAUGGAAUGCACCAAAUCUUCAUUUGGCGAUAGAAUGAGAAUGCAGAGUUUUAGAGAUCUCUAUGAGGCUUGUUGAGGGAAGAUUUUGUGGUUGUCACAUUAUCUCCUUACAUAAGGUACUCUAGAUAUGAUUGGCUUCGACUUCAAACAUGGUUCAGAGACUUGUUUAAAGAUAAAUGAAAGUAGUUGCAGUAAACACUCAUUUCACGAGAAAGUCUGUAAAAUCAGGCUUAAUUGUCACUAUAUCAUUGAGGAUCUAGAUCCGGUACAGUUACAUAAACUGAACUUUGUGAAAUCUUGAAAUCUACGCUGAAAAAUGUUCACACUGAAGAUCACCAACACAGAUAAGCGCACGUGGGACAGUGUAUUAUCAUUGCUUUGAAUGUCGGCCCGACGCUUGACACGAAUCCAGUGCUUAUUUGCUAAUUUCUCAGCAAUUACACAUUUUCUUACAGAAUCCUUUGGCACAUAUUUUUUAUUUUUACAAACAGACACUUUGGUGGUCAUUUCAUUGGAUUCUGUACGAACUCAUUUUGAUAUCGUUACCACAACUGGCAUUUAUCUUUAAAGUGUGAGAAAGGUUCAAAUGGGUGUCCGAGAUGUCUCAAAUUUUUGCACAGUGGCAUUCUCCUACCUGUUAUGGUGAAUGCUGUCAAAAUGAUGGGAAUAGGUUUUAUGGCUAGUUAGGAUAUUUAAUUCUUUGUCGAGACAAUUUAGGGGCAAGGUUUUUCUUUUGCGAUUUUUGGGGAGUGGUGUGAUUUUGAAAUUGAUAAACUAUCAGGGCCCUGUUGCAAAGAACUUACUAUUAUUGAACCUCUUUCAUUUGAUGACACCAUGGUAACUGCUCAACAGCCAAUCAAAAUCAAGGAUUUCAUUGCAGUUACCACUAAGUUACCUUUACCAUAAUGCUGAGUUUUGUGCAACAAGGUCCAGGGGAGCACUUCAUGAAACAAACGGUGAUUUUCACAUACUAUUGUUAAAAGCUACUGAAAUCCUUGCAUCUGAUUGGCUCAGAGCAAAUGUUGUCAGUGAAAAUCAGUGAAUAUUUGUUACAUGAAACACAUCCCGGGGCCCCGUCUUACAAAGAGUUACGAUUGAUCCAAUUAAUCUCAAGUAUAUGGAAAUCCAUCCAUACCAUAAUUUUUUUCAACAGGAAAUUUGGAAUCUCCUCAGUAAACAAAGAGAAACACAGUGAAUCUUUAAGAGAAUGAUGAAUAUACCUCAUAUUAUCUAGAAAAUAUUUUGAACAAAUAAGCAUUUUAGAUGGUGACGUUGCUUGCUUUCCAUAGUUGUGAUUGAUUGGAUCAGUCGUUACUCUUUGUAAGACAGGGCCCAGAUUAACAUAUUUAGGUAGAGGGUUUUUUGACAUAGACAGCCAUGCUGGGCAUGUGCUUUUUAUAUUUUAUUGAAAGUAAAUUUGAUACAAAUAGAGUAUAUUAUGUCAAUUUUAUGUUUAUCAGUUGUGGAUAUAUAUGUUUUCAGCCAUGCAGCAUAUAGUGUAUAUUAUGUUAUGUGUAGCAGUAAAUCAGAACAGCAUUCAUAAUGUUUUGAACAUUUUCUUCUUUUUUUUUUGUUUGUAAUGUGAGAAUAAUUUACAUAUACAGUGCGUCCCACACAAAUUUUGAGCACAACUGUAUACCUGAUGAAAGAGUUGUUGGUGUGUGAUAUACAUUCAUGGGGGACAAAAUACCCUCAGAGGCUAUGAUUCAAAAUUAAUAAUUCAAGGAGGGGGGAGGAUAGCUCCCUGGUUCACUGCCCAUAGUGAUAUGUGAUUAUCACAUAUCUUCAAUGGCUGUUAAAACCUCAUAACUCAAAAUACACAUUUUGAGUUUAGCUUAGAAAAAGCUUUGUUUUAGAAAUAUAGCAAAGAUGGCAGUCUCAUAUUGUCUGAAAACAGUCUUCUCCAGUACCUACCAAGAACUCUUUAUAGGCAAAAGAAGGUUGCUACCCAUGUUAUAACUCAAAAUUCCAGCUUAUUCUGAGCUGUCAUCAAAAUAAUUCAAAUUUGAAAUACAAGGUUUUAACAACCCUCUAACAAUAUCUUGGUCACAUUGCCAAUGGGAAGACCUCCGUAGCAUAUAAGCAUUCUCUUCUUUCAAAUGGUCAUGUAUCUAUUUUUUCACACUUUCAUUGAACCUUCUGAUGUUAUUUCAUUGAUCUUAUUCUUUUUUUUUCCCCAUUUCCCACAAGCUAACUAUAUUAGUUUGAAAGGUUUCAUGUCAUUUGCAAGAAGUAGACAGUUUCUCAUGAUCUUUGUUCGAUAGACUAUAUCAUCAAAUUGAUGUAUAUAUAUAAUUUUUGUGAAAUUUUUAGCAAUAUGUGAAGAUUCUUAUUUUUGUACAUUGUAUGUGUGGUGUAAUGUUUGUAUAUGUCACCGAUUUAAAGUAAUGUAUAUACAUGAAAUAUAAAUAUGGAAAAUGUGCGUUAUUGUAAAUAUGGCAGUCAGGAUAAAACGUUUAAUUUUUCUCAUUUGAA